CGCCAUGUUCCCUAGGAGCUGAGAGCUGAAUGUGAGGUGUAGUUAUUUUCGUUUAUCAUGUACCUGUCGUCUACGCCCCGAUUGUAAUCAAACUUUUCCUUUCUCGCGUUAAGAUGUGAGUCGAGGUGAUAAAUAAUCAAGCAAUCCGAUCGUCGGCUCGCGCCGAUAUCUAUGAACCGAAGUGCCUGAGGCCGUGGGGUCUGAUUCCGACUGACCAGCGGACAGCUCAACAUGGCUGACAACAUGAGUCACAAUCCAGUCCAAAGCAAGGAUAAAGUGCGUCUCGGCGGUCCUGGGGCCACGACGGGCGCUGACGAUGCGGUUCUGGAGCGUAAGAAGACGCCCUCUUUCCAGAUCACGAGUGUGACAGUGGCUACCAGGGUGAGCAACGACGGCGGGGACGAUUCGGCCGACGACCUGGACGACUCUCGGACGGACGACAUCUCGGAGGCCGUGGACAUUGACGGCUCGCCGUCUAUGUCGCUGUCAAGAGUGACAGAUCUUGAGACUCCUAGUUUUAGCGAGGAGAGUUUCAGUAAAGAGGAUGUGUUCUUCAAUACAUCGGCCGCAGCUCUAGGUUCGGCACCUGUGAUACCCACAAGCUCGCAGUAUGGGCUGGCAAUUGUACCCAACCUUGAAGGAGACCCUGCCAACACCAGUUCUCCUGUCAACUGCAUCAACAGUGUUAGUGCCAGUGAUGUCCAUGUUAAUGUCAGUGUGGCAGAAGCCAACAGUAAGCAGAGUGAGGUGGACAGUAGUCAUAGCCAUCCAGGCCGUAACGAGCGGUUUAAGGUAGUUAAAAUAGAAAGCACUGAACCAUUCAAGCGGGGCAGAUGGAUGUGCAUGGAUUACCUGGAUCAUACAACUCAGCCACAGCAAAACCAGCAACAACAGCAGCAGCAGCAACAACAGCAGCAGCAACAACAGCAACAACAGCAGCAGCAACAGCAACAGCAGCCACACAUCCAGCAGCAGCCACAACAAUCCCAGCAGCAUCCACCUCAAGCCCAGCAACAGCAACCUUUACAACAACCCUUGCAACAACAACAACAACACCCAAUUCAGCCACUUCAGCAGCAGCAACAACAAAUGCAACCCCAGGUUACAUUAGUGCAACAUUCUUUGCAGAAAACAGACUGUAGUGAUGUUAUCUCACCAAACAUGGGGAUGUCACCAUAUCCGCAAGACCAACAAGUUAUGAUUAAUGAUUCAAUGGUGAAAAAUGUUGGACCUGAAGAUCACCAGAGUAGUGUUUUAGACCCCAAUGUUAUUGCCCAGAUGGCAAAUAGCAUGAUAGCACCAGUCUCUUCUCCUGACCAACAUCAACAAGCAAUGUUGGCUUCCCAGCGACAUCAGGUUGCUCAACAGAGUUUAACUAUGGGACAGAUGGCGACCAGCAGUUAUCAGCCAAUGGCUGGACAGUCACUACCCCAUGUGGCUAUACCUAGCAGUCAGCCCCAGCAGCAAGUUGUUAUUCAGGGACAACAAAUGCCUCAGACGAUGCCUCAGCAAUUGGCACAAAGUUUCCAACCACAAGGUAACUCAGCUGCUGGUCUACCUCAGCAAAUCCUGCAACCCCAACACCCUCAAAGUAUGACUCAGGUGCCAUAUCAGCCUCAGCCAGUCUCUCAACAUCAAAGCCUGCCCCAGCAACAGUUGCAGCAUGUGAUACAAGUCCACCAACAACAAUAUCAACAGCAGGCACUUCCUCAAAUGCAGCAACUACAACAGCAAAUUCAUCAACAGCAAAUUCAACAUCAGCAGCUUCAGCACCAGCAACACCAGCAACUGCAUCAAAUGCAACAGCAACAUCAAAUGCAGCAGCAGCAGCAAAUGCAACAUCAACAGCUUCAGCAACAACAAAUGGCUGUAGCAAUGCAGCAGCAGCAACAACAGCAGCAGCAGCAACAACAACAACAGCAGCAGCACCAGCAACAACAUCAAGUUUUACCCCAAGUUGCUCAACCUCCUCACAGUGCUGCACAGCAUUCUGUAAUGUCUCAAGUUGUUCAACAACAGGCAACUCACAUGUCUGCACCAACACAGCAGACACAGUAUUAUAGUCCUCAGCAGGGACCCAUCAUCCAGCCGAAGGUUGUCACAAUCCAACAACAGAACCAAGCUGGCGGUUAUCCUGCGCAGACUUCAAUGACAGUAACGCAGACGCAGAACGUAAAUUCCACUUCUCAUCUCCCCACAAUGACUCAAGGGGCAUCGUUGCCUCAGCAGUCAAUACCCCAAUCUAUUGCACAAGCGCAAUCACUGCAGGCCCAGUCAUUACAAGCUCAAUCCCUUCAAGCCCAACUACCUCCUCAGCAGCAUCAGCACCAGCAACAUCCUCAUCAACAGCCCUUACAGAUGGCUGGGCAAGCUCUUUCACAGAUGCAACCUUUGGGUCAAGGCCAAAGUCUUCCUCAAAAUCUCACAUCAAAUUCUGUUGCUCCAACUGGUCCUCAACAACAAAUUCCGCACCAGCAGCUUGCUGGACAAUCUUUACCUCAAAUGCAACAGAUUGCAUUGGCUCAAAAUUUACCUCAAGGAGUGCCUCCACAAAGUGUUGCACAGUCUACACCUCACCCGCAGAUUUCCAACCAACUGCCUCCACUGCAGACUAUGGCUCAGGUUCAAAACUUGCCCCAAAGCAUUUCCCAGAGCUCUGUUCCUCAGCCGGCUGCUCAGCAGGGCCAAAUUGGCAUGGCUCCUCAGCAAAUGAUGCCAAUGCAAAUGCAGCAGGGCCAAAGUACCUUGCUUGCUGCUCAACAACAGCAGCAGCAGCAACAACAGCAGCAACAACAACAGCAGCAGCAACAGCAACAACCUCCUCCACAGCAACCUCAACAGCAGCAGCAGCCCCCACAGCAGCCUCAACAGCACUACCCAAUGGCUUCUAAUGCUGGUCCUCAAGCAUUUUCAAACCCUACUGUUAGUUCAACAGCUUCCAUAAUGUCUCCACAUUCCGGUGGUGCUGCAUCUAUUGCCACUAGUGGUGUUUCAAAUGUUGUGGAUCCCAUGACAGGCACUCUUUUAGGAACUGUAAACAAUCCUGUUGAACUGCAAUCAAACCAAGGGGUUGUUUCAAGUAAUCAAAACGGUCCAGGUAUAGGGCCAGCAAAUGCACUUUUGGAAUCUCUUGUCGAAGCUACUAAUUCUGUUGAUGAUGUGGCUCCUGGCAAUACAGAUGACACAGAAAGUGCAUCUGGAACAAAUGCUGUAGCAAUUGAUAACAAGAUCGAACAAGCUAUGGAUUUGGUGAAGAGUCAUCUUAUGUUUGCUGUGAGAGAAGAAGUGGAAGUGCUGAAAGAGAAAAUAGCUGAACUUAUGGAUCGUAUUAGUCAAUUAGAACUAGAAAACUCUAUUCUCAAGGCACAUGCUACUCAGGAGACACUAGCCCAGCUUAAUUCAAGUAGUGGCAGUAAUAUGCAACCACAGGGUCAACAAGGUUCUGUGUCGCAGGGCCAAUCGCAACAAACACCUCCUCAAAGUACUCAGCCUCCUCAGCACCAGAAUGGGUCUUGAAGAUAAUUUAUCAGCUUGUUGUGAAGUUAAAGAUGUGAUAUAUUACGGCCAUUGAGCAUUGGUGGAAAACCAGAUGCGUACUUGCCAGUUGUGUAGGGUUGACACUUGGGAACAUCCUUACUGGCUGAUUCCCAUUUAGUAAUGAAUUAAUUAAUUGCCAAGUAGAUAAAAGAAGCCGAUGAGGUUCUUGAAUUUAGACUGUGCUUGUACUAAUUCUAGAGUGAUAUUGAAUCCCUCUUGAGUGAGGUCUGGCAUCACUGCCUGUGACUGUCUUCUGUUGACAAGGAUUAAUGCCAGCAGCGACCAAGUCUAGGAUAAUUAAGAUACCAGCUGGUUCUGGAGCCACAGAUGCUGGUUGCAUUUCGUGCUCAUUUUCUUUGUACAUGUGGUUUUGCUCUUGCUUCACCCACUUUUGGAGCCUUAAUUUAAGACACAAUCACCACCUAUCUCCCCAAAGAAUUUUUCAUGUUCAGAUCGCUGUACUUUCCUUUAUUUCAAUUCAAAACUAAGUGAAAAAGAAAAAAAGACUAGGGCUUUAUACAGUGGAAUAUGCAACUAUGUUCUGCAUACCUCUCACAAUCAUAUGCUAUGGUCUUCUUUACUUGAAAAUGUAUCCUUUAAUAGGCAAGUAACUUUGCAAACACUAGUCAAAUUUUGACUGGUCAUCUGACCCUUGUAUCUGGAGCAUACCUUUUACAAUUUUAUUUUGUAUGGGAAGUUUUAUUGCACUCGUGUAAUUACUUAUUGAAAUUUCUAACUUGUUUGAUUUGUUUUACCUAUUCAUGUCAUUUUUGUUAGCAUUUUGAACUUACAUUAAGGGCAAAGGUUAGGUUGUUUUUUUCACAUGUGCUGUAAAAUAUCCUUUGAUUCCUUUAGUUUUUGUUUUUUUUCAUCAUUUCAGUUAAAUGGGUGUUCAAAUCAUUUGUAUUCUUCUGAACAGUAGGAUUUCUGUAUAUAAACUAAGUUUAGGAUGGCUUAAUCUAGCAUCUUCCUGAAACUUGUCUGAUUUGACUCAAAAUCAUAUGCACUAAUGAAUAUGUUAUCCUAAAGUGUUUUUUUUUACAAAUUCUACUUAGGUAUGCUUUGUAAACCAAUCAUAUUUCAAAAUCUUUUUCUUCUUUUUUGCCUGUUAUUCUUGGUAAAGAUAUGAUUUGCAUUCAUCUUUUUUGAAAUGAUUGAUACUGUAUUGAGCUCAAAGGUUUCUUGUUAUUGGUCACUUUUUGUAGUUCUAAUUUCCUGUGUGAUUCUGAGCAGAAUGCAGCAAUUAGACUGUGGAGAUUUAUGUACCCCUGAAGUAGUUAGCUCUAGUCGUUCUUAAUAAGACUGAAUUUCUGACAAACCUAGGUGGCCUCUAGUCCUGUUCAAUGGUAUCACUCACAGUGCGAAUUGUGAACUCUCCUGAGGUAGCUUAAAUUUGGAAGCAAGCAGAAUUGUUCUGGCCAGUACAUUCAAAUUAAUUUGUUGUUACUAAAUCUGUGCUGGAGGGGAAAUAGGAUAGAAAAUAACAACCUGGAACAAUUACGAAUGAGAAUAGUCGGUGUGCCAUAAGACCAUGUUGUCCACUGUUUUCAGAUUAUUGCGUUUGUUGGAUUUGCUGCACUCAUAAUCUUAAAUUCCAUUCAAAAUUUAGAAAAAGGGUAAUUAUAAUUGUUACAACUAAGGAUGGUUUUCAAUUACAGUUACUAGUUACUGGCAUUGGAAAAACUUGAUCUUUUGUUUUUCUGUUUUUCUCUUGUUGAAUUUUUGUCCAAACUUCUGUUAUUUCAAACAUCUGCUUAGGUCUAUUGUGAGUUUGUUUUGGGUUUAACUUGUCUGAAUCUUUCAAAAUUUGUUAUUUGUUUGUUGGUGCUAUGGCAUAUGAAACAGGAGAAAUAAGAUUUGUGAACACAACUAUUUUAAGUGCUCCAUGACUUGCUUUCUUCCUUCACUAUUUUCCUAAAGAGUUCAGGGGAUGGUGCACAUUCCACUUGUGAUGCAAGGAAACUGUGUCUUACCAGAUUGAUGCAGGAGCAGAACUUUCUCUAGAUUUUCGAAUAUUUCUGGUUCCAACUAAUUCCUGAUUUUUGCUGUGGUGGCAGCUGUUUUUUUGUACUCCUGAAUGGAAAUUUAUAUCGAUAUAUGUCUACAUAUAAAAAUAUGUAUCCUCUCUGGCUUUGAAGCUUUGAAGAUGUGUGUAUGGUUAAUUUCAGUAUUUGACUUGUUUUGCGUUUUGCAAGCAUUCAAAGUCAUGAAGGCUGUGUUAGUGAUAUAUUUAGUGUAAGGUAAUUUUAUGCCUUAUGUGAAUCAAGCUCAAAUGGGCCUCAAUAUUAAUUCCUAAAUCAUUUUUUUCCUUCAAAAAAUGAAGAUGACGGUUAUUUUAAUAUUGAGGAACCCUUUAGCUCAGAUAGUCAGGAAACUUGUCUUUGUAUUAUGUCGUAUGAAAUUUUAUGUUAUGACUGCCAUUGCCUUCAGCAAUGUUCUUGUGUGCAUUGUUUCAUCUUCGGUGUGUACAUUUUUACUUAGCAUGCUUUCUCUGAUUAUCAAGCUGUGAGUUGUAUCUCUCCUAGUUUUAUUUAGUUACAUUUUCCCCAUUUUAAAAGUUAUUUUAUCAGUUUGGUCUUUGUUUGUGGACAAUGCUGUUUCUUCUAAUACCUUUUCAAUGAUAAAAAUACUUACCUAUCCCCAUUAGUUAACUCAGAUUUCCAUCAAACAGGUGCCAAUCAUUUUGUUCAAACAAGUUAUGAUCAAUUAUGAAUGCUUUAAAUGUUAGGGUAACAGUAUCGGCUCCAGUAUCUUAUUUAAGAAAUGAAUCUCGUUCUGGAAAAGAAAAUUUUAUUGACUUUGCUUCAAACUUCCUCUUUCCUGGCUCUCAAACAUUGUUUUUAAAAAUAAUUUUAGCUGAUUUCAAAGCCGCUACAGACAGCUGCUUUAUCAAACUCUACAAGGCUGGCUUGUUGCCAUAUUUUUUAUAGCAGAGAGAGUGGUCAGCUUUGUCUGGAAAAAGUUCUGUGUGGUUUUCGUCACUGUUAAAUACGUAUUUUGUUCAAUUUUAUUGAUAAGUGCUUCCUAAGUCCAGAGUAAUAUUCAGAUAAUGAGUAGUAUAUCUAUGCUUUCUGCUGUCUAAAACCUCCCCAUGCACAAGAUAGUGAAAAAGUGUGUCUGUGAGUACCUUCUCACUUGUCACCUGCUAGCUACAACCAACCACUUGAUACCUACCUUUUGUGACAUGUGACAUGCUUUUAAUUUGUGGUGUUAUUGUCUUAAGGUAACUUGUUUCUCGUGUCUCAUAUUAUUCAGAAUGCUGCGUUUUCUGCACGGUAGUGUUCAUAAUUUUUGCCAGGUGAAGCAAUCUUUGCAAACAACUCAAUGUGGCACUCAUUUGAUUUCUUAAGUAAAUCCCGAUAUAAGUAGUCUAUUUGACAAGCUUGGUUGCAAAGACACUUUUUAUGUGAAUGCCCAAUCAUUUCAAUGCCUUGUUCUAAGGAAGUUAACUUUUUAAUAUUCCAGAUCAUGCCAAUGGCCCCUUUUACAUUUACUAUCAUGUGAUACGUAUUGCAAAUUUUUUUUUUUUCAAAUAAGGCUGACUGUUUUGUUAAGUUGUUUUUGGUCAUGGCAACUUAAAUGUGUCAGCACAUUGUUACCGAUUUUACUGUUAAUAGACAUACAUUCAGAAACUAAAGUAAUAAUAAUUUGGCUGUUUUUAAAUGUUUUUUGUUUUUACAAAAAAGCAUCCUGGUUACGUGUUCAUAAUUUACCCUAUGAAAAUCGAUAUCCUUGUACUUAGUAUUUAUCAGCAAAAGGAAUUCUUGGAGAACUUUAUUUUAAAGUAUCAGUUUUCUCUUCAAUUGAAAGUUUAUGCUCUGGCCAAUCUAUAUGUUUCUUUGUUGAAAUGCGGCAAACCUUUCGAAUGAGAUUAUUUUUAAGUAGGCUUGUAUUUUGAUUGGGACUAAAUUGGAAAUUGAACUGUGUACAGUGAGAUGAUUGUAUUGUAUAUAGAUAUUGAAAAGUUAAUAUAUGCAUAUAUAUACAUAUUUAAAAUUAUUUUUUAUGUAUUGCUGGCAGUUUUGUGAUUUUAUGGUAUUGGAGAGAACAUAGUGUGUGCGUGUGUGUAUGUAUGUGUGAAUAUCCGCAUAAGUGAAAACAAAUCUGCAGUCUUUUUUUUUUAUCUAAAUGAAAAUUGUAAAUACCAUCAUGCAGGAAAUAUGACUUAUGGUUCCUCAUUUGUUAUUGAUAUUAAUAAAUAACUAUCCACUUCAUAUAA
Messenger RNA from Frankliniella occidentalis (western flower thrips), 7756 nucleotides. RefSeq lists its product as uncharacterized. The coding region runs from base 232 to 3516 and encodes 1094 amino acids. The transcript is spliced from 3 exons. NCBI's taxonomy places the organism in Eukaryota, Metazoa, Arthropoda, Insecta, Thysanoptera, Thripidae. Gene Ontology annotation, biological process: regulation of transcription by RNA polymerase II. The record is from RefSeq and is a predicted model, not a curated record.